Messenger RNA from Sphaeramia orbicularis (orbiculate cardinalfish), 1787 nucleotides. Its product is annotated as G-protein coupled receptor 55. Lineage: Eukaryota; Metazoa; Chordata; Actinopteri; Kurtiformes; Apogonidae. Bases 95 to 1024 code for a protein of 309 amino acids. The transcript has 3 exons. The record is from RefSeq and is a predicted model, not a curated record. Gene Ontology annotation, molecular function: G protein-coupled receptor activity. Gene Ontology annotation, biological process: positive regulation of Rho protein signal transduction; phospholipase C-activating G protein-coupled receptor signaling pathway. Gene Ontology annotation, cellular component: plasma membrane.
CAAAGUAAGAGAAAGCAGAAGUGUGUCUGGCACAGUGCAGUCAGACAGAUAAACUGAAACAACUGACAGACUGGCAUCUCUAAGAUCCACCACCAUGACAAGCAACUGUUCAUUUCUAGCGGUGGAUGAUCUCAUGAAGACUUUGGAGUUGGUCAUCUACAUCCCCAUAUUUGUUUUUGGUUUGAUUCUUAAUCUUAUAGCGUUAUUAGUUUUCUGCCUAAUUCUUCGCAAAUGGACCGAAUCAACUAUCUACAUGACCAGUUUAGCUCUGAUGGACCUGCUCCUGCUUUUCCCGCUUCCUUUUAAAAUGCAUGCCACCACCCACCUCUGGCGUGCCCACUUCCAACCCCUUUGCUCAUUCCUGGAGUGUCUGUAUUUCAUUGGGAUAUACGGCAGCAUCUACACCAUCAUGUGUAUAGCUGUGGACAGAUGGGUGGCCAUAUGUCACCCGUUCAAAGCCAAGCAGCUGCGUUCACCCAAAGCGGCCUUGGGGACCUGCAUUGGUGUGUGGGUGCUGGUGAUUGCAGUGAUUUCCGCAAAUAUGCAACGUUUCAGGGAGGCCGGGCAGGAAGAGUUCCAUUGUUUCCACAGGUUUUCAGAGAAAGGCUGGAGCCCUGUGGUGAUCACUUGUCUUAUGUUGUUCGGGUUCCUGGUGCCUGCUCUGGUGUUGGUUUUCUGUUCAGUUAAGACCAUCUGGGCUCUGCAGCAGUCAGGACAGCACAGCCAACAGAGCAAGGCCUGUGUGAAGAUCAUCUACAGCGGUCUGAGCGCCUUUCUCCUCCCGUUCACCCCCAGCCACCUGGCCAUCCUGCUGCAGUUCCUGGUGCGCCAAGGUCUGAUUCAGGACUGUGGCAACCAGACCAGGAUCAGCCUGUUCAUCCAGGUAGCGAUGUGUCUGUCCAACAUCACCUGCUGUCUGGAUGCUCUGUGUUAUUACUUCAUCGCCCAUGAGGUGAGGAGCACCAAACACACCAUCAGGUUAUCGAUCCAGAGAAGAGCAACGUUUAGCACUUCUGAAGUCUGAAGACGUGACACAAAAAGAACAAUUUGUCCUCAGAGCGACUGCUGGCACUGAAACCAAGGAAGCGGCAGUGGUUUAUCUCAGCAGCUGGCAGGUUCAUCUAGUGGGUGCAGUACUGGGUGGAAAUACAAUGGGUCGCAGUGUGAUUUCAAUAACCACUAAAGCCAGAGUGAGUCUAAAAUGUAAAGGCUGCGUUAUCUGUCAUAGAUAACAAAUGCAGCGUACAACAAGAUGUGAGAAGCAAUGAGUGUAUUUUGGUCCAGUGAAAGGAAGCAGGCAGACACCUCUGUAACCUCAGACUCUUCACAAACAACUCUGAAACCAAAACGUAAGCUGUAAAAUAAAAAUGCACCAGCACAAUGGAACGCCACAAUGAAUAUGUUUUUAACAGAUAUCGAAGUCACAGUGCCCAUAAGUAUAACUGUGCAAGACAUUGGCAUGAUUCAUUUUAAAGCAGCUCAGAGAAGAUUUUUAUCAGUAUUUUUUAUGAAGACACAGAUCUGAAAAGGAAGCUUUGAAUGAAGAGCCAUGAGGAGAAACUGUACGUUUUAUGGAGAUAUAAUUAAUGAUUACACAUUUUAUUUAAAUGGAAAUUAUUACACAUAGAUAGGGAUUUAAACUGAAAAGUAUGAAACUUGGAAUUUCUAUCUCAUUUUAUAUUUAACUCUUUCAUGCAUGAAUUGUGAGAACCUUAAUCAAGAUUUUUUCCUGAGUGUUUUUAUUCCUCUUUCAGCAUAAAAAAAACCCACUGCGAUUGAAUUUUUUU